CACCAUACCCCCUUCAAAUGUGGGUUGAAGACUUGAGUUUUGAAAUUCCACGUGUCAACCAAUGUCCAACCCAAGCCCCACCAUACCCCAUGGUCUUACGCAGAUGCUGUUACGUAGGAAAAAAAGUGCAAUGGACACAAUUGCGCCGGCAGUCAUCCGACCGCCGACCACGCGCAUUGUGAGGCCGGAAGUCGAGAGUCCGAUUACGAAGGUGUUGGAGCCCGAAGUUGAGACUCCGAUUCCGGUGAAGCCUAGGCGACAAGUAGUUAUAACCGAUCUGAAGCAGCUCAGCAAGAGGUGGAUUUUCCACAGGGAAUUGGAUACUUUGUUAAUCAACGAUAUGAGAUUCGAAAAUGCAGUGCAUAUUGGUCAGAAAAUAGGCUCCUCCAGCAAGAUAUGGGGAAGCACCCCACUCAAAUGCGGGGUUGUUCGUGGUGGGGCCCACUGGGGUAAGAAAUUGAAAGAGGCACAAGGGCAUGUCACACCCCGAUUUCCACGUGUAUCACCGGUGGGACCGGUAGGGGAUUACCGUGAUGUAGUUGGCAACAAUAUAGUCAAACCACACAAUAUAUAAAUGC
Messenger RNA from Helianthus annuus (common sunflower), 578 nucleotides. RefSeq lists its product as uncharacterized. The record is from RefSeq and is a predicted model, not a curated record. The transcript has 2 exons. Bases 62 to 574 code for a protein of 170 amino acids. Lineage: Eukaryota; Viridiplantae; Streptophyta; Magnoliopsida; Asterales; Asteraceae.